Messenger RNA from Benincasa hispida (wax gourd), 2411 nucleotides. Its product is annotated as Galactose oxidase/kelch repeat superfamily protein. The record is from RefSeq and is a predicted model, not a curated record. Gene Ontology annotation, molecular function: protein binding. NCBI's taxonomy places the organism in Eukaryota, Viridiplantae, Streptophyta, Magnoliopsida, Cucurbitales, Cucurbitaceae.
AUCCUUUUCUUUUUUCAGUGAACGCGUACAGAUCACGUCUCUUUGUUUUGUAGCUACAGUCUCUCUCGUGAAAUUUUGAGUACAACUUCCUCUUCUUGCGCGUGGGUGCGAUAGUAAUCGAGAUUUGAGGAGCUACGUCUGCCACAAAAUAAAAUAAUCUCUUUGCUUUUCAAGGGAUAAAUGGGGAUUUUAUAGAAUUACGUUACAUUUACAGGUCACCGCUUUUCAAUUCUUCUUUCUUCUCUAUUGGAAUUGCAACUCCAGAGUUCUAAAUCUGAUCAAAAAGUCACCAUCUCUGUGACUAUUUCCUUCUAAAUCCCUUUUCCUUGUAAGUACUUUUCUGUCUAUCUGAUUUCCCUUCCUUUACUUCUUUUUCUUCUUUCUGAUUUCUGGGUUUGUUUUCUUCUCAUACGUUAGACGAUAAGGAUCCUGGAUUUUGGAUUUUUCUGUCCCAAUUUUUCGAUUUUCAUCCUUUUUAUGAACUGGGCAUUCGUGAAUCGUUUUGUUCUUGGCUGUUUAAGGGGGUUAUUGCUACAAUUUGGGCUCCUAUUGAGGUAACUUUUACUGGGUGUUUGUGUUUUCUGCCGUUUGAUGUGAAACUUUUGUUGCCUGUCUCAAGUGAUGUCUGCAGAGGCAGACGUUAAAAGACAGUUGAUGAACCAAAAGAGUGAGUAUUCAUUUUCAUGACUCAUGGGCUUAGAUGAAUUUCUAGGUUGAGUUUUCUACAGUAGUAACUUACAGGGACAUCUUCUUAUGAGGAUAAUCAGGUGAGGAACUAGGUGCUUAUUUAUUUGACUCUGGAUUUUAGAGCUGAUUUAUUCCUCAAAGUGAAUAACCCCACUAGAAAUCAAAUAAAAUUUGUUGCUGUGAAUAAGGGAUUUAAGACUUAAGGGAAUCACUUGGUUGAUUUGAUUGUUUGGGAAGUCUUGGCGUUUAGUUAGAGAUAGUUAUGCAGAGGGUUCGAUUGUCAUCCCAACAAACACCUGUGCUUAAGUUGGGUGAUUCACAAAUGACAUUAUCCCCAAAGUUUAGGUUAGCAAUUAUCAAGUCUCAUCUGUUAAAUCCUUCAUCGGACUUGGAAUCAUCUCUUUAUGGGGAACCCUUAAUUCCAGGUCUUCCAGAUGAUGUUGCAUUAAACUGCCUUCUCAGGUUACCGGUUCACAGCCACGCCGCUUGUCGGGUUGUUUGCAAGAGAUGGCAUCAGCUAUUGGGUAGUAAAGAGAGAUUCUUCACUAGGAGGAAAGAGUUAGGUUUCAAAGAACCUUGGCUUUUUGUAUUUGCUUUCCACAAAUGUACUGGAAAGAUUCAGUGGCAGGUUCUUGAUCUUACUCAUUUCUCUUGGCAUAGUAUCCCACUCAUGCCUUGCAAGGAUAAGGUUUGUCCUCACGGCUUUAGGUGUGUCUCUAUCCCUCAUGAGGGCACUCUCUUUGUUUGUGGUGGUAUGGUAUCGGAUGUCGACUGUCCCCUCGACUUGGUCUUGAAGUAUGAGAUGCAGAAAAAUCGUUGGACUGUGAUGAAUCAAAUGAUCACAGCGAGGUCGUUUUUCGCUAGUGGAGUCAUUGAUGGUAAAAUUUACGUGGCUGGAGGGAAUAGCACUGAUCUUUUCGAGCUCGACUCAGCUGAGGUUUUAGAUCCUAUCCAAGGGAGUUGGAACUCCAUUGCAAGCAUGGGAACAAAUAUGGCUUCAUACGAUGCUGCAGUUCUCAAUGGGAAGCUUUUAGUGACAGAAGGCUGGCUGUGGCCUUUCUAUGUGGCUCCAAGGGGACAAGUUUAUGAUCCAACAACUAAUCAUUGGGAAACUAUGCCCAUUGGUUUGAGAGAAGGCUGGACUGGUUCAAGUGUAGUGGUUUAUGGCCACUUGUUUGUUGUUUCAGAGCUUGAAAGAAUGAAGCUUAAGGUUUAUGAUGCAGCUUCUGAUUCCUGGGAAGCUAUCGAAGGGCCUCCUUUACCAGAGCAGAUAUGCAAACCUUUCGCUGUGAAUGCAUGUGACUCGACCAUAUACGUUGUCGGUAGGAACCUACAUGUAGCAGUGGGCCGUAUCUCUCAGCUGAGCAAAAAGGGGAUGAGCGAAAAUAAGUGGAGCUUUAAUGUAAGUUGGCAUGUUGUUGAUGCACCAGAAUGCUUCUCUGAUUUGACACCCUCAAGCUCUCAGGUGUUGUUUGCUUAGGUAUCAUCCUUUUUCGGCUCCCCCCCAAUGUCUUGUAUGAUUUUGAAUAUGUUACAAUCAAAGAGAAUUAGCUAUAGAUCUGAUUAUAGAUGUGUGGAAAGGUGUUUGUUCAAAGUGGCGUGUAUCAGAGUACUGACUAUAAGUCCGUAAAUCGUUUUUUUUCUUUUUCAUCAUGAGUCGGAUGCAUAAUGCAUAACUUUAAAUUAUUGCAGUUCUAUAUAUGUUUCUCAGUAAUUAGCACAAA